Phalaenopsis equestris is the source of this 1577-nucleotide messenger RNA. Its product is annotated as syntaxin-61-like. Gene Ontology annotation, cellular component: SNARE complex; membrane; endomembrane system. The record is from RefSeq and is a predicted model, not a curated record. The coding region runs from base 701 to 1420 and encodes 239 amino acids. Gene Ontology annotation, molecular function: SNARE binding; SNAP receptor activity. Gene Ontology annotation, biological process: Golgi vesicle transport; intracellular protein transport; vesicle fusion. Lineage: Eukaryota; Viridiplantae; Streptophyta; Magnoliopsida; Asparagales; Orchidaceae. The transcript is spliced from 10 exons.
UCGGAUCAAACAUGUCAGAUCGUUCAGCCCUUCGUUCCAACCAUCGAAUAGAAGCGAACAAGAGAGACAGCGGGAGGGAUUGAGAAGUUACUGUCACCUAGCCGAAGGAGGAGAAGAAGAAGGAGAAGGAAGGAUUCUGCGGUACUUUUGAGACCUAAGGAAGAAAGGGACCUCGAGUGUCGAGGGCUUAUCUGGAUCGAGCCGCGAUCUAAUAGGAGGAAGGGAGUCGAAACCUCUGCAUGCGCUGCUUUGUUGAGUUGAGUCGAAGCCGAAGGAGGAAGAGAGAAUCUUCCCGCGGUGCUCGCGCACAGGAAGAAAAAGAGAAGACUACUCGCGCUUCUCUGCGUCCGAGUCCAGACCGAAGGAAGAAUAGAGGAACGGUAAUCGUGGGUGCUCCGUUGGAUUGCGCUGAGAUCGAAGAAGAAGAACAAAGGAAGGGAGCUCGCACGGUUGAGCUGAAGGCAGGACGAGGAAGCAGGGAACCAUCCUUUCGCGCGAGGUGUUAGGGCAGGCUGAACAAUACUAGAAGGACUCAAAUAGUUAGAGAUUUCAACUUCGAAGGAAGAGAAGUUUGUGAAGCAAGCAAGCGAAGGAUCAAACUCAAAUCCUACAAGAGCAUAUUUGAAAUCAAAGCAUUCUUUUGCGAGCUAUAGCUUGUUUGAGUGAAAAUAUAGACGCCUGAAUUAUAUUUGGACAUAAUAUGACGUCUGCUCAGGAUCCUUUUUAUAUAGUUAAAGAAGAAAUUCAAGACUCUAUUGACAAGCUAGAAUCUACUUUUCACAAAUGGGAAUUUUCGCCUUCAGAAACUGGGGAGCGUGCUCUUCUAACCAGGGAGCUCCUUACAAACUGUGAUAGUAUUGAAUGGCAGGUUGAGGAGUUAGAUAAGGCUAUUGCUGUAGCUGCAAGAGAACCGGCUCGGUAUGGGAUUGACGAAGCUGAGCUCGAGAGACGAAGGAGGUGGACAACUUCUGCUCAUAAACAGGUGGCUACUGUGAGAAAAGCUGCCGAAGCUGGUAAAGGGAAGAACAUUUCUCUCAAUGGAACACGUCAAGAGCUAGUGAGGAUUCCGAAUGAUCGAUCGAAUGAUUAUAUUACACAGGACGAUGAAGAUUUCAUCUCGUCGGAAUCAGAUCGGCAGAUGCUUCUAAUAAAGCGACAAGAUGAGGAAUUGGAUGAACUCAGCCUUAGUGUUCAGAAAAUUGGAGGAAUAGGACUUACCAUACAUGAGGAACUAGUUGGACAGGAAAGAAUCUUGGACGAACUGAGCACAGAUAUGGAAACUACAGCAAAUCGUCUCGACUUCGUUCAGAAAAAGAUUACUGUGGUGAUGAAAAAGGCUGGAGUGAAGGGGCAGAUUAUGAUAAUACUCUUCCUCAUAAUUCUUUUUAUUAUUCUGUUUGUUUUGGUUUUUCUCACAUAAAUGCUGAAAGGUAAUUUUGUAAUUUUUGAAAUUUUCUGAGUGUACUUUGAAAGUACUGCAGAGCCUUUUGAACUCUUACAUGCAUGGCUGUAUUGGAUUUAGCUUUUCAUAUUCCUGUUGGCAAAAGUUAUAUUGCCAGUACCAUUUUUGUAAUUUG